Messenger RNA from Marasmius oreades (fairy-ring Marasmius), 459 nucleotides. RefSeq lists its product as uncharacterized. Gene Ontology annotation, molecular function: phosphatidylinositol binding; ubiquitin binding. The transcript has 3 exons. Bases 1 to 459 code for a protein of 152 amino acids. Lineage: Eukaryota; Fungi; Basidiomycota; Agaricomycetes; Agaricales; Marasmiaceae. The record is from RefSeq and is a predicted model, not a curated record.
AUGUCUGCUCUUAGUAGCUGGCUCUGGGGAACCUCUCAGCUUGAUGAAGCCAUAGACAAGGCCACAUCCGAAUUUUUACCUGCCGGAACUGAAGAUAUCGCUCUCAACCUUGAAAUAUGUGAUCAGAUUAGGUCGAAAUCGGCCCCUGCUAAGGACGCAAUGCGUGCUUUGAAACGUCGUCUCAACCACAAGAACCCGAAUGUGCAAGUGUUGGCGCUCAGCCUCACCGAUAUCUGUGUCAAGAAUGGAGGAGAUCACUUCGUGGCUGAAAUAGCUUCUAGGGAAUUCAUUGACAACUUAGUUUCCAUUCUCAAGGUUUCAAACCUGAACCACGAGGUCAAGAACAGCAUUUUGCGACACAUCCAAAACUGGGGAUUGGCAUUUGAAGGGAAGCCGUCCUUGAGUUACGUUGGGACAGUCUACAAAACGCUGUUGUCCGAAGGCAUGUUCCACCUCUAG